This is a messenger RNA of Ctenopharyngodon idella (grass carp), 1619 nucleotides long. RefSeq names its product D-amino-acid oxidase-like. The record is from RefSeq and is a predicted model, not a curated record. Bases 283 to 1326 code for a protein of 347 amino acids. The transcript is spliced from 11 exons. Gene Ontology annotation, molecular function: FAD binding; D-amino-acid oxidase activity. Lineage: Eukaryota; Metazoa; Chordata; Actinopteri; Cypriniformes; Xenocyprididae.
GAUUCGAGUCACUCGGACUCCACCACUAUGGCUUAAUAACAUACUAUUAUUAUUUGUAACGUGUAAAAAAUAGUAAGACGAACAUUAUUCCGAAUCCGGCCCAUACAUGACUAGCUCCACCUUAACGUCACAGUCGACGUUACGUAAUGUGGGAAAAAAGUUAAUUUGUAAGUUUUGCGACCUGUCAUUACAUUGCUUAAGACUCUGCAUGCAAGAGAGAAGAUAGAACCUGGUUUUUAGGACAACGCGAUCUCUUUUUGGAGGUAACAAGAAAAGUUUGACAUGAAGGUGUGCAUCAUUGGAGCGGGGGUCAUCGGCCUCUCCACCGCUCAGAGCAUCUACCAGCACUUCCACGGCAGGGUCACCCCUCUCAACAUAGAGGUGUAUGCUGAUAUCUUCACUCCACUCACCACCAGCGACGGGGCAGCUGGACUCUGGCAGCCGUAUCUGUAUGACAAGGGGAACGUGCAAGAAACUAAAUGGAACAAAGAGACAUUUGACUAUCUACUAAGUUUCCUCAGCUCUCCAGAUUCAGUGAAAAUGGGAAUCUUCCUCCAGUCUGGCUAUAACCUGUGCACUGAACCUAUGGCGGACCCCUCAUUUAAAGAUGCCGUGUUGGGCUUUCGCCAGCUGACUAAACGUGAACUAGAUAUGUUUCCAGGAUACAGUUUUGGGUGGUUCAACACUGCUCUCAUGAUUGAAGGAAAGACAUACCUGCCCUGGCUUAUGGACUGGUUAGGACAAAGAAAGAUUAAGUUUUAUCAGAAGAAGAUUGGUUCAUUUCAAGAGUUGGCAGAUAGUGGUGCUGAUGUUAUCAUCAACUGCUCUGGUGUCCGAUCAGGAGACCUACAGCCUGAUCCUGAGCUCAAACCAGGCAGAGGACAGAUCAUUAAGGUAGACGCUCCAUGGUUAAAGCACUGGAUUCUCACGCACGAUUCCUCAUUAGGAGUCUAUAACUCACCAUACAUCAUUCCUGGGAGUCGUUUAGUCACUGUGGGUGGAGUUUUCCAAGUAGGAAACUGGAAUCUGCAGAACAGUUCUGUUGACCAUAAAGGAAUUUGGGAAGCCGCCUGCAAGCUUGAGCCCAGUCUACAGCAUGCACGGAUAGUAGAGGACUGGACUGGUCUCAGGCCCUCACGCAGCAAAGUUAGACUGGAGAGAGAGACCAUACGAUCUGGACCACACAUGCUUGAGGUCAUCCAUAACUAUGGACAUGGAGGUUUUGGACUGACCAUCCAUCGUGGAUGUGCUGAGGAAGCUGCUCGACUCUUCGGACAGAUCCUGGAGCAGAAAGGCUUUCUAGCACACUCUAAAUCACGUCUGUAAUAGAGCUUCUGGACAGUAUUAUCCAUAAUCUCAUCAGACAUGUUUUAAAAAUAUGACUCAUCAUAGCAGAACUGAAUUGUCAACACUUUACCCUGCUAAUGUAUAAUAAAGAAUCAUAUGUAAGCAUGAUUUAAUUAAUGCUUCUAUCUAAUGCUUUUUAAAUUAAGCUUCAUUGUUAUACACAUGUACAUCACCUGUAGUGGCAAGGGCUUUCAGGGUUCCACUCUUGAAAUUUUUUUUUAAGCUCAAAAGAAAUCUGCACAACCUGUGAAUAAACUGAACCUAAGAAUGAA